This is a messenger RNA of Lineus longissimus, 9813 nucleotides long. Its product is annotated as ras-related protein Rab-27A-like. The transcript has 9 exons. Gene Ontology annotation, biological process: protein secretion; cilium assembly; regulation of exocytosis. Gene Ontology annotation, cellular component: trans-Golgi network transport vesicle; endosome; plasma membrane. Gene Ontology annotation, molecular function: GTP binding; GTPase activity. Bases 214 to 951 code for a protein of 245 amino acids. The record is from RefSeq and is a predicted model, not a curated record. Lineage: Eukaryota; Metazoa; Nemertea; Pilidiophora; Heteronemertea; Lineidae.
UAACUAUUAUUGUGAUAAGCAUUCGAAAGUAAAGUGAUCUCAACAAGAUUUUGUUCCAUUUUUGACAAUUUCUGACAAGUUUGGAUUCCUGAGAAGUCGGAUUUAUUUACUCCUUAGACAGCCACAAUUGUGAUGACAAAGUGUUAAUAACGUCUGCUGACCAUCUCUCAGCAUGUUAAAGAUUGACUCGGCCUCGGUGGAGGAGUGUGGGGCAUGAGCCUGAGUGAGAAUCACAUGGUAUUUGAUCUCGAAAUGGGUGAUUCAACCAACACGAAUAUGAACAACACACAUUCAUCGCAAUCAGAGUACGAUUAUUUAAUCAAAUUCCUCGCUUUAGGUGACUCUGGUGUGGGGAAGACCAGCUUCCUCUAUCAAUACACCGACGCCACAUUCAACAAUAAGUUUAUAUCAACUGUAGGGAUCGACUUUAGAGAAAAACGAAUAGUUCACCGAGCGCCAGCAGUAGAUGGGUCGGUGGGCAGAAGUCAAAGGAUUCAUUUACAGUUGUGGGACACGGCGGGGCAGGAAAGGUUCCGGAGUUUAACCACCGCGUUCUUCCGUGAUGCAAUGGGAUUCCUCCUGCUGUUCGAUCUGACGAAUGAGUUGUCGUUCACGAAUACGCGAAACUGGAUCUCUCAGCUUCAGCUGCACGCCUACUGUGAUAAUCCCGAUAUCGUGUUGUGCGGGAAUAAGGCAGAUUUGGAGGAUCAGAGACAGGUGUCCGAGGAACGGGCCAAAGAGUUGGCUGAAAAAUAUGGGCUCCCAUACUUUGAAACGAGCGCCGCCACAGGACAAAACGUUACCAAGGCGAUGGAGUGUCUGUUGGAACACGUCAUGCUACGUAUGGAGCGCUGCAUCGACAAGUCUCAGCUUCCCGGCGUACGACAAAACCAGAGACUAACGUCCUCGGACGCUGACGCCGCAGGGAAGGAUAAUAAAUGUGCUUGCUAGUCAGUUUGGUUGCUAUGGCGAUGCAGCUGUUUGGUUGCUGUGGCGAUGCAGCUGUUUGGUUGCUAUGGCGAUGCAGCUGUUUGGUUGCUAUGGCAAUACAGCUGUUUGAAAACAAUGUGAUGUUGCUAUUGGUUACCAAUGCUUUGUUGCUAUGGCAAUAUUGCUGUUACUAGGACAUGUGAUGUUGCCAAAGCGAUGCAGCUGUUAAUAACAAAUGUGUUGUUGCUAUGGCGAUGCAGCUAUUUGUAAACUGUGUGAAAUUGGUUUACCAAAACAGCUAUUAAUAAAAAAAUGUGAUGUUGUAAAAAAUGACCCCCAAACUUCAGACCCCAAUGUGAUAGGAACUUGUAAUCGGUGACUCAUAUGGACAGAUGUUUUGCUGAAAUGGAAGAAGUGUUGCUAUGGUGAUGCAGCUAUUUCAGUUGUGAUACAGUUGUUGCUAACUAUACUAUGUUACCGUGGCAACGUAGCUGUUGCUAAGGUGAUGCAGCUGUUUCAGUUGUGAUACAGCUAUUGCUAACUGUACUAUGUUACCAUGGCAUUAUAUCUGUUGCCAAGGUGAUGCAGCUGUUUCAGUUGUGAUACAGCUAACUAUACUAUGUUACCAUGGCAACGUAGCCGUUGCUAAGGUGAUGCAGCUGUUGUCGUUGUGAUACAGCUGUUGCUAACUGCACUAUGUUACCAUAGCAUUAUAUCUGUUGCCAAGGUGAUGUAGCUGUUUCAGUUGUGAUACAGCUGUUUCUAACUAUACUAUGUUACCGUGACAACGUAGCUGUUGCUAAGGUGAUGCACGUAUUGCCAUUGUUAUACAGCUGUUGCUAACUAGAUCCAUGUUAGCAUGGUGAUUACAGCUUUAGAAAACUGGACCCCCCCAUUAUGUGAUAAUGAGUUCCAUGAUUGGCUGUGUGAAAACGGACAUUUUAAAAGUUGUGCUGCGUUCGUUGUUAAAACUUUUCGAGUAUUGUUCACCUUGGGAGAGUCCCGAUUAACAUCAACAUUAUUUAUGACAUCUUGUCUAUCCAUACUUGGUCUUCCAAAGACGUAACUAUUUUAAGGUAUUAGUCUGUCCUGCUCUAUGUUAGGGACUGAAAGCCUCUUUAGAAAAAUUUUGUGUCACUUCUCGUAGUUGUAAAUGAGGCCAAUUGUAAGAGUGAAGUUAGGCCUAUGCUAAAAUUACUUUCGUGUAUUUACUAGUCCGUUUAAACCAAGUCGUGUACUCUUGUAAAUAUGACCUCUGCUGACCUCAUACUACAAAUGAGAGAUUUUUGUCGCAUGCAAUAUUCAUUGCAGGUUGCUGGAACAUAAAUCUUACGUUAUUAAGGACUUUCAUAUCGAUAAAGAAACUUUUCUCUGCUGACCCUAAAACUGUAAUUCUGAUACAACUUUAUAAGAUCAACUUGAAAAUCAGUUCGCCAACAAACUGAGAAUUACUUGUAUUCAAGGUAGGCACUCCAACUUACCGAGUGGCCUGCUCUGUGGAGAGCCUGGGAAUAUGUGAACACUCAAAUAUGUCAAAGACAGUUGUUAUCCGACGUUUAAAAAAGGUCAGAUUCCUCCUUUCCUGGGGGAGGCAGCUCGGCAAGUUGGAACGCGUGCCUGAUUCUCAGCAUGUUGGCGGUCCUCCUGAACAAUGUCAACCAACUUCCACCAGGUUAAAGUCAGGUUUCAAGUCAUCAAAAUGAAAUUUAGUUCUUAUUAACGAAUAAAGUGGACCAUUUAACACAUUUUCUGAAAAUUUCCUGACAUUUUGGUGUUGGAUAAUGGAGUUAUCUGAAAUCAUAACCUGAAAAUGGAUAACAUGAAAAUUUCCUGACAUUUUGGUGUUAGAUAAUGGAGUUGUUGUCUGAAAUCAUAACCUGAAAAUGGAUAACCUGAAAAUUUCCUGACAUUUUGGUGUUAGAUAAUGGAGUUGUGGUCUGAAAUCAUAACCUGAAAAUGGAUAACCUGAAAAUUUCCUGACAUUUUGGUGUUCGAUAAUGGAGUUGUUGUCUGAAAUCAUAACCUGAAAAUGGAUAACCUGAAAAUUUCCUGACAUUUUGGUGUUAGAUAAUGGAGUUGUUGUCUGAAAUCAUAACCUGAAAAUGGAUAACCUGAAAAUUUCCUGACAUUUUGGUGUUCGAUAAUGGAGUUGUUGUCUGAAAUCACAAACGUCAAGUUAGUUGGGAGACCUCUCAUUUCUUCCAAGUCGAAUCCAAGAUGGCCGCCGGCUGCAAUGAUGGCCGCCGGCUGCAAUGAUGGACGCUUGUUCAUUUUACGACAACUCUCUCAUCUUGUGGGGUCGAGCAAGAUGGGAAACUUCACAUCCACAUUGAAUAUCUGGGAAUGAUAGUUUGGGGCCUUGUCGUAAUAUAUAAAGUACACACAACAAGAUGAUUCUGUAAGACAUAAUUAUAAGGAAAGUGGAUGACGAUUGGUCGAAAGGUUAAGUGGUCUGAUUGACGCUGUGAUUGAUAGGUCAUGAUAGGCCUGACGCUAGCUGCAAGGUUGGUGAAUGCAAUACAUCUUAGGCCGAAGUUACAUAGACCUCAUUCGUUCAUUUCCCAGGACUCAUUUUCCCCUUUUGCUUCCGUUCCCCUGUAAAAGCACGGCCUUGUGGUGUGCAUUCACCGAGGAAUGAAAGAAAAAACCCGGAAAGUGACUCGUGGUAAAUGAACGAAUGAGGCCUAUGUAACUUCGGCCUUACAAACACGCACACACGUCAUGAAAUAUUUAGGAAACGUGGAAAAUUUGCAAAUUCAUUUAUGACCAUUAGAUUUUGUUUUGAUGACUUUGAACUUGAUUUUAAAGCUAACUGGAACCGCCGAGCGAUUUAUUCAACUUUUCGACUUUCACCGCCCGAGAAAGUCGAGUUCAGAUUUGUAGCUCCGCCCCCAGUGCCCGAGCAUGCGCAGUUCAAUUUGUUAUUAUUGAGAAUCAUGUGAGAAUCACGUGAGUCAUGCGAUCUUUCAUUCAUGAAUUUUCGUAGUAAAUUCCAUAGUAGUGACGUCACUGAAUGAUUGACAGCUAGGCGCCAUGUUUCAUUCAUGCCUCGUUCUGAUCACCCGAUACGCGGGAAAUGAAAACGAGGUCAUACGAACUGGCUUGGCGGUUCCAGUUCGCUUUAAACCUGAAGACGCCAUUUUGGAUCACCCUUUAUGGUACCAGAAUAUAUCCAACCCACCCAAUUUUUGCUGUAUAUAUAAUUGGUGCUUUGACCAAUUUAAAUAUGUUCAAUCCAUUCCAUAUAUAUAUAUUUUCAAAACUUUGGCAUCUGUUAUCCUGUAAAAGUAUUUUCUACAAUUUCCUUAUGAUCUGAUCUCUGAUUGUUGUAAACUAUUGUUAACCCCUAAAUGUUCACUUCGGGUUACACACUGUAGUCUAUUACACGCUGUAAUCUAUUACACGCUGUAAUUGAAUAGAAACAAGCAACUUGGGACCAAAACUAGUGUCUUUAAUAGAGAGGUUGUCCUUAAUAGAGUGGUUGUCCUUAAUAGAGAGGUGUCCGCAAAGGGAGGUUCCAGUGUAAUUAUUCUUCCAACGUGUGGAUUGGGCGGAUGUGGGGGAUGGUAAAUUCGCUCAGUAACGUGAUAUUCUCUAGUCAAAAAAAUACAUACAUCUGUAUCUUAAAGGAGGAGUGUCUUUAGUGAAUGAACUAAGACAGUCUUCCUUUAAAAACAAAUAAGAUGUAAUUAGUUGCUUCGACUUGAAAUUAGUGUAGAUUGUUCUUCUUUGUUUUAGUGUGUAUCACUUUGGUAUCUGAUUGCACCAGUUAUGGCCCAGUCGAUAUGUUAAUUAACUCGUGUUUCUCUCCUGUUCCUUGAAAAAUUGUAAUUGAAUUUGAAAUUGCGUCAACACGUCCUGGAUAUGAAUUUCAACAUUGCCAGUGUGAAGACAGAUAUAGAAUAUAUGCAUGCCAGGUUUUAGCAAAUUUGGAUGCAUAAUGAUUUCACAUACAGUCCAAAUCACAAUUGUCAUCCCUAAAUUUUGCACCAUUAGUAAUCAUUGACGCCCUACCCAGGGCAUAGGUCGCACGUAAGUCAGCGUAGGUCGCAUGUAAGUCGGCGUAGGUCGCGUGUAAGUCGGUGUAGGUCGCGUGCAAGUCGGCAUAGGUCGUGUGUAAGUCAGCGUAGGUCGCAUGUAAGUCGGUGUAGGUCGCAUGCAAGUCGGCAUAGGUCGUGUGUAAGUCAGCGUAGGUCGCGUGCAAGUCGGCGUAGGUCGCGUGUAAGUCGGCGUAGGUCGUGUGUAAGUCAGCGUAGGUCGCGUGUAAGUCGGCGUAGGUCGCGUGUAAGUCAGCGUAGGUCGCGCAUAACUUACACAUAACAUAGAGAGAUAAGCACGUCAUUAGCACGUAACUACCACGUACAUUGCACAUCAUAGUUCUGUCAGCUUGGUUGUGACGCACUCCAGAGACGCGCAAUUGACAAAGCGAUCCAAUAAAGUGUAUUUUCUCUUCUAUUUUUCUACUAUUGAUGGUUUAUAUUUUAUUAAGAUUCACCUUGUUACAUCUGGUAAAAGGCCUACGUCGUUUGUCAGAAAUUUUGAAUUUGUAAUUGAAUUGAAGAUGUCCAACUGCGGAAAUACAUACAGAAUAUAAAUUUCAACAUUGCCAUUGUGUCGACUGAUAUACAAAUACUAUGAAUACCAAGUUUCAACAAAUUUGAAUGCGCAAUAACUGCACUACGGCAUUGUGUAUUAGUGGAUUUCUAUUUAACUGGACCACAAGUAAUUACGAACGGCAUACCUUUAAUGAUAACUCUUCGUAUGAAUUGACGUGAUGAUUUUAGAUUCCUCAAUAUCGUAGAACAAGAAAUUUUGGCGGCAUAAAGAUGACAAAUGCAAUACCAAACAAUGGAAAUAUUCACGGCAGUAUAUAUAUUUGUGAGUCAAAAAUAUUUUUCCUUAAACUCUUAAAUCCCAAAACUUGAAAAUCCCGGGAUCCCAGUGUGGCCACGUGGUUGCGAAAUUGGGUCUGACUUUCACGAUGUAUAGCCUACACCUUCCAGAAAUGAGGCGCUGAGUGUCCGAAAUAGUGAUGUCAUAAGGGGAAACUAGGCCUUAUGGUGGAGGGACAAAGGAGAUAGUCAUGGUUGACCAACACACUUGAAUGCCUUUAAUGACGGACAAGGGGAAAAAAGUUAGUUCCAAUGCAAGCCACCAAUUUCGGGAAGCAUGUAUAGCGCCUGCAUACAACCGCCAAAGUCCGGUACCGAGGCGCCAUCUACCCAGGCAAGCUCUAACUGACCCUACUCUACAUCAAACACGCUGAAACAAGCAAUAAACUAGCGUCCCAGCUCAAGGGAAUAAAAAUAUCACAGAGACUGACCUGUCGGUCGUUGGGAAAAAACGUGAUUUCAAAAUGACCGACUGGUCGGUCAACGGGAUUCAAGAGGUUAAGAUCAAUGUGGGCGAUUUUGUAAUUAGGUCCUGUGGUGUAGAUGUCUAUAUUGUAAUUGUUUACUAAAAGCCAGUGUCAACAGGUCUCAUUGCAACGAGUGAUUAAGCCUUGAGCACACAAACAUGGGCAUUAAUUAGAAUAACACACAUAUAUUGGCAUUUAUUAAUUAGGUAAAAGUAAUUUAAGCUGUGUGAAAUUGGGUGUGUUAGGCAUAAUUAUGAUAUGUGCUACUUGCUGAGGUUUUAUACACAAUCCCGUAAUCACCACUCUGUAUACCGUUAUUAAGACAAAGUGAAUUAGACAAUGGUCAUUUUAGACAAUGGUCAUUUUAGACAAUGGUCAUUUUAGACAAUGGUCAUUUUAGACAAUGGUAAUCUAGACGAUGGUCAUUUUAGACAAUGGUAAAUUAGACCAAUCAAUCAAUCAAUAAAUGUUGACAUUUGUAGAGCGCUCCAGUUACUCAGCAAGUGGGUAUUCUGGAGCGCUUUUUCCCCAGAGGCAACUGCCAAAUGGUGGGCCUUCAGGAGGGACUUGAAAGUCCGGAGGGAAUCAAUGUUACGGAGCUUUUGUGGCAGCUGGUUCCACAGUUUUGGAGCAGCUACUGCAAAGGAACGACCACCAAGAGUCUGGCACUUGAACCGAGGAACCUCAAGGAACAUUGCAGAUCCUGAUCUGAGGCUUUGGCAAUCGAUCCUUCUUAACUGAAUCAUGGAUCUGAGAUAUCCUGGAGCCUCCACAGUCCAGCACUAGAACACCUAGAGCAGAAUCUUGUACUGGCUCCUGAGCUUGACUGGUAGUCAGUGCAGGUGAACCAGCAAAGGGAAAAUAUGGUCGAACUUAGACAAUGGUAAACUAGACACAAGGAUAGGUUAAUUAGACAACGGUAAACUAGACACAAGGAUAGGUUAAUUAGACAACGGUAAACUAGACACAAGGAUAGGUUAAUUAGACAACGGUAAACUAGACACAAGGAUAGGUUAAUUAGACAACGGUAAACUAGACACAAGGAUAGGUUAAUUAGACAACGGUAAACUAGACACAAGGAUAGGUUAAUUAGACAACGGUAAACUAGACACAAGUAUAGGUUAAUCAGACAAUGGUAAACUAGACACAAGGAUAGGUAAAUUAGACAACGGUAAACUAGACACAAGGAUAGGUAAAUUAGACAACGGUAAACUAGACUCGAGGAUAGGUUAAUUAGACAAUGGUAAACUAGACACAAGGAUAGGUAAAUUAGACAAUGGUAAACUAGACACAAGGAUAGGUUAAUUAGACAAUGGUAAGCUAGACACAAGGAUAGGUUAAUUUGACAACAGUAAACUAGACACAAGGACAGGUAAAUUAGACAAUGGUAAACUAGACACAAGGAUAGGUAAAUCAGACAAUGGUAAACUAGACACAAGGAUAGGUUAAUUAGACAAUGGUAAACUAGACUCAAGGAUAGGUUAAUUAGACAAUGGUAAACUAGACUCAAGGAUAUGUUAAUUAGACAAUAGUAAACUAGACUCAAGGAUAUGUUAAUUAGACAAUAGUAAACUAGACUCAAGGAUAGGUAAAUUAGACAAUGGAGGUACUAUCUUAGUGUAGUACAUCCGAUUAGGAAUGUAUUCUUUUUGGGAGUUGGCAUGAUCUUAGGCCUAUCCAUGAGGCAUUCCCAUGGCCUGCGGGUCAAGUCUGAUGUCAAACACCGAUUAUCAUUGUCUAAUUUACUUUGUCUAAAAUACUGUUGUCUAAUUAACUUUUGUCUAAAUAACCUGGAUUCCCUCUGUAUAGUCUAUUAGCUUGGAUCGACAUCGGGCCUACUUAUGCAAUGCCCUUGUGGGAACAUGGUAACAAUGACAUGGAAUUCCUGCUAAAAAGCUAGACGUUUUUGCAGCAGAACAUUUCCGUGAGCAUGAUUUACUCGUAAAAUUAGCGAAAAUAUCCACCACGCGAAAUCUUUCUUUUUUACAGUAUGGUGUUUAGAAUAUGUGUCAAAUUAACUUCAUGUUUUCUCUACUUUUCUAUUGCAUUACUAACUUAGUUUACUAUUCAGAAUCAAAAGUGUAUGAUAUUUUUUGUGACGCCUUGUAGUAUUGGCCUAUACCUGGUGGGUUUUCAGUGGAAGUGAUUUGGCUUGCAUUUAAAGGGACGACUUGGCGUGGGAUUUAUUGGGCCAGGAUGAUAAUGUGCCGAUUUGCCAACAUGCACCGCCACAGGUAUCAUCAUUAAAUGCUGAUUUAAAAAAAUGAUUUCCAUUUGUGUAGAGGUUCGGUUUGGAUUUCAGUUUGGGGAUUUGUCAACUAUCUUCUUAAAGGGGGACUAUAGGCAGGAGCAGAGGGGCUUAUUUGGCCAUCUUCAGGUGACUAAUAUACACAGUAAGGGCCCUGGGUCAUGUCAGAUUCAGUGCUAAAUAUACAGUGGAACCUCCCUUAGCGGACACCUCUCUAUUAAGGACACUAGUUUUGGUCCCAAAUGUUUUGUUUCCAUUCAAUUUGACCUCUCUAAUCAGGACACCUAUUAAGGACAGAAUCGAGGGUGUCCUUAAUAGAGAGGUUCCACUGGAUUCCUCGUACAAGCGUGAAUCAUUUCAACGUACUGUGAGAUGUGAGAGACCCCUAUUGGCGACAUUGUGUAACUUUAUCUUGCCAACCUAGCUGCUGCCUAUAUUGUCCCUUUAAGAGAACUCAAGGCCCAGCUGGAAGUCGUUUCCGUAUGAAAAACCAACAUAUCUCAUACCCGAAUUGUCCCUUUAAAUGAAAUUUUACCUGCCUGUAAUAUCCAGUAUAUUUCUCUAUUUUUCUACUAUAUUGCUAAAUUUAUAAUUUGCUAUUUCACUCACAUGAGUUGUAAAACAAAAUUUGCUACAUUGUAUGAUAAAUAUUUAAUUUGUAUAUUUUGCGAUCCCCCAUAAUGGACUCAAGUUGUAUAUUUUGCGAUAAACUUAAAGACAAAGUCCAUUUGUAAAUCUGUUUAUACUGUGUCCACAUCCUGAUUAUACUAGUUACAGGGCCGCAGUAGACACACCUGAAUCCUUAAAGGCGCCGUUUGUUACAUAUUUGAAACUUGUAAUCGAAUUUGAAUAUUUCCAAUCUGGUAAAUACCCACUGGAUAUAAAUUUUGACAAUGCCAUUGUGUAGACUGAUAUACACAUACUAUGAAUACCAAGUUUCAGCAAAUUUGCAUGCACGAUAACUGCACUACGGCAUUGUGUAUAACUGCAUUUCUAUUUCCCUGGACCACUAGUAUUUACAAACGGCGUACCCCCUUUAAUUGCUAGAGAAUCUGAGCGGCGAAAGGAAUUGAAAGGAUUGCCUUUCAACCAACCGUCUGACAAUAGAUUCUGGCAAGUCGCAUGUCUAUUUCACUUUGUAAACAAAUUCGCAAGUGGACUCAGCCUUUAAAUUGUGUACAUUUUCUGAGCAUCAUGUCAUAAAAACGCCCCCUAUUGUUCAUAACUUGCUGAUCUAAAUUGUGAUGACCAUAUGAGAAAUAAAAUCUAUAUUCAU